This is a messenger RNA of Sycon ciliatum, 3450 nucleotides long. RefSeq names its product serine/threonine-protein kinase WNK-like. Gene Ontology annotation, biological process: protein phosphorylation. The coding region runs from base 319 to 3405 and encodes 1028 amino acids. Lineage: Eukaryota; Metazoa; Porifera; Calcarea; Leucosolenida; Sycettidae. The record is from RefSeq and is a predicted model, not a curated record. Gene Ontology annotation, molecular function: ATP binding; protein kinase activity; protein binding. The transcript is spliced from 4 exons.
GUGAAUGUGUCAUGCUCAAAAUAUGCAUCUAAGUGCUCUCUUACUUAUGCGUAGCAGCUGAUCUCUCACGUUGUGAGCGAGGCAGUGGACGUAGGCAGUGCUGGCGUGCUCGAGCUUGCUCUGGACUACUGACAAGUAGAACUGCCUUCUGGCCUGGACAGCAAGGUUUCUCCUUCCACGUCGAAAAGCACCUAGCCAGCAGAUCGUCGCUGAGAUUUUACCUUUUGUAGUCUGGAAGACCAUUCUCUUGUAGAUCGACCAAGCGCUUGCCUUUCGGACGCACUCCACCCUCCCUGGCGCGCAUGUAAAGCCGUAGGGAUGGCGAUAUCAACGCCUGAAGCGGCGUUACUGCUUAAUCUAGGCUUACGCAGAGGUCAAAUCGCGUACCAUGGUAUUUUCACCGUCAGAGUCGAGGAUGAGAUUGGCCGUGGUUCGGACGCUGAUGUGUAUCGAGUAGUAUGGCAAGGCAUACCGGUAGCCGCAAAGGUGUUGCACCCCAGACAUGAUCCAACUGAUGCGGAGGGGAGAGAUAGGAACCUGCGGCGAUUUGGCGCUGAGAUAGCAAGACUGUCUCAACUGCACCACCCUAACUUGUGCCAAAUUCUCGGUGUUGGAGUCACUGCCGAUCGUUAUCUUCCAGUGUUAGUAGUUGAGCUAUUCGAUCAUACACUUUGUCAAUGCAGUGUCGGUGCAGAUCGGUUGGACAGUGUCGCCCUGCUAUCGUUCCUGGCGGACGCUAUGGCGGGUGUUCGCUAUCUCCAUAGCAGAGAUCCCCCUGUCAUUCAUCGUGACCUGACUUUGCGGAAUGUGUUGAUCAAGGGCCAGAUCGCAAAGCUCUGUGACUUUGGUUGUGCGCGACCCCGACCAACAACAAAUCCUGAGGAUUUGGUUGGCUUUCUUCCAGAUCUAACGGCAUGCCCAGGGAACGUGCUGUACAUGGCGCCGGAGGCUCUGCAAAACCCUCCGGUGUACAACGAAUCGCUCGACAUAUUUUCGUUUGGUGUGCUGGCCACGAGCGUCGUGACAGGAGUUGAACCGUCGGCAGACCUGCACACCUCACCAAGGACCAUCCGACAGAUUGUGCAGCGAGCAGACGGAACGAGUGAGGAGACCGUCACGGCUAUCACCGAAGUCGAGCGGCGCGGCGUUGGUGAAGGAAUACCAGACGGCCAUCCACUCAAGCCUGCAAUCUUUCGCUGCCUGGCAGUUGUUGCGGAAGAACGUCCCAAGGCUGAGGAGCUGCAUGAGAUAUUGCUGGACACUGUGAGGGUGGCACGUGGUUUGUCUCCGCCUCAUCUGCCCAAUGUACCACCAGCUGUUGUACGUCACCUCGACUCUAUCUCCGAACAGCUAACCCAGCAAGCAACGGCCAUCACCCAGCUAUCGUCACGCAGUGAAGCCAUGGAAGAGCAGCUAACAGCCAUUAGCCAAAGUCAAAAGACUACAGAACAAGAACAGACAACAACACGACACCACAUUGCAGCCAUCCACAGUGAACAAAGUGGAAAUUACCAAAGAAUGACAAAUGUUAAUGAAAACCAGGCAGUGGUGCAACAGCAGAUUAGCAGUAUCCGUGAUGAGCAGAUCACAACAAGCAAUCGACUUGACACUUUGACUCAACAACUCGCCUUAACAAACGACCGUACUGCACAAAUAACAGAACAACUUGUCUCUACUAACAGGCAGGUGACAACUUCCGUGAUGGAGCGCUUGGAAUCUUUCCAAGGUCAGAUAUCCUUGGUCAGUGAACAGCUGUCCAGAUUGUCUGCCACAACUUCACAGGAUGAGGACACUGAUGGUAGACGGCGACCUGCAGUUACUGCUGCUCCAGCAGCUGCUACGCAACCGAAUUCCGCAAGAUCUGCUGCUGGUGACGCUUGGGAUGGUCCCUCUGCUGCUGCGCCUGCUUCUGCCUAUGCCGCACUCCCCCGUUCCGUACAAGCCAACGCUACACGAUCCAAUGCUGUAACCGUAAGGACCAAAGGUGCACGCCCUGCUGUUCCCUGUCGCCCGACCUUUUUACCUGCAGGUUUCUCUACAACCAAUUCAAGAUCAGCGCCCUUCAGCGGUGUCGGACGUUCUUUUGCCGCCAUGUUUCGUCGUAGCAGUGCUGCAGCCAGGCCAGUGUCUAACAAUGAUGUGGUUCUUGCUAAUACCACCGCUUUUCGUCGCAGCGGCGCGCCCCUGUAUGCAAGACCCAAUGGCAAUGCAGCACCACCCGGCAUUGCAAGACCCAAUGGCAAUGCAGCACCACCCGGCAUUGCAAGACCCAAUGCUGGAACGCGCCCUACAGCCUCACUACCUGCUGCUGCUGCUGCUGCUGCCAGUACAGCUACCUCAGGAUCAGCAUCCACCAGCAGUACCACUCUUGCCUAUGCCACCGUUUCUCGUCGCAGUGCGGAUGAUGCUCCUGCUGCACAAACUGAACGAAGACUAUUGUCUCCGCCAUUGAGUACGCUAACAUCGGAACAGAUUGCACAUAUCAGUAACACAAGACAGUGGAGGACCAUGGGACCAGCAAUGGAACGUGCAGGCGAAUAUUUUCGCCGCAAGGCUAUCGCACACAACGGCACACUUGUCAUUGUGACGUGUAGUCGCUUCGGAAUGGUCGCCAGUAUAGAAAGGACACAGGACCUGCGCACAUGGCAUCGCAUGGACCUACCCAGCGAGUACAGCAAGGUGAGCGACCCAUCACUUGCGUCCCAUGAUGGCCACCUUUACAUGGUUGGAUACAAGUACACCAGCUUUGGACGGGCCCCGAAAAUCCUGCGCCACAGCGAGCCGCAAGAGACUGCGGCGGCUACUGUGGAUUGCGCUCACCCUGGUCAUUGGGAGGAGGUGAAGGAUCGGCCGACACUGGCAGGUCAUCGAGAGUGUGUGCUGCAUGUGUCUGAUGACUCCAUUAGUCUGAUUGGUGGCACGAGGGGCAUUGCUGGCCGCUGGGGCAGUGGCGGCAGGCGUGUGAGUGUGUGCUCGCUGCUUAACCAGCAAAGGGAGUCAUCCGAUUGGCAUCUCAAACUGAUCGACUCGGCGACGCUGCCCCAGGACUGCAUCAAUGCAUCACUGGUAUUGUGUGGCAACACAUUGUACUUAGUCGGUGGCUACGGCGGCUGUUUCCUCAAACGCAGCGCAGGUCAGUGGGUGAGUGAGCAGCCCCCGCGCGAUAUUGACCUACACUGCAGUGCCGCGUGUGCUCUAUCUGCUCAUAGCAUGGCUAUUGUGCGCAGCACUGCUCCCGCCUUGUGUGCUGUAUAUCAUAUUGCAUCAGGUCAGAUUAGGCACCUGCCUGUGCCCACCGGUGGUCGUUUUAAGCCGACAUCUCUAGCACUUCAUGAUACUACUCUGGUGCUAUGUACCGACGAUUGUGGUGAUGGUGGUAUUUCAACCCUCGACAUUAGUGUAUGAGCGCAUCCACAUAGAUCCUACACAUGUACCCACAACGCACCCCCC